This is a messenger RNA of Lachancea dasiensis, 1422 nucleotides long. The record is from the annotation of a GenBank genome assembly. Lineage: Eukaryota; Fungi; Ascomycota; Saccharomycetes; Saccharomycetales; Saccharomycetaceae.
AUGUCUGCCUGCUCUGAAUACUACCCUACCGAACCUAGUUCUCCAGUCGUGACGACUGCCAGUGUUCCUGGCCCACAGUCUGUCCAAGGUUUGGAAACGCUUGGUCAGGUCUUUGACGCGAGACCAGCGUAUUUCUUGGCGGACUACGAAAAAUCGCUGGGUAAUUAUAUUGUGGACGCGGAUGGCAAUGCCUUUUUGGACGUGUACGCUCAAAUUGCGUCGAUCGCGCUCGGCUACAACAACCCCAAGCUGAUCGAGGCCGCCAAGUCGCCUGAGAUGAUUCGGGCUUUGGUUGACCGCCCGGCUUUGGGGAACUUCCCUUCUAAGGACCUAGCUCCAAUUUUGCAAAAGAUUUUGGAUUUUGCUCCAAAGGGCCAGGACAAGGUCUGGUCGGGUCUCUCUGGCGCAGACGCCAACGAGUUGGCGUUCAAAGCAGCCUUUAUGUACUACCGUGCCAAGCAAAGAGGCUACAACGCUGCUUUUUCCGCUGAGGAAAAUACCACAGUCAUGCAGAACGCGCAACCGGGAUCUCCUCAAUUGGCCGUCUUGUCUUUUAAGAAAGCUUUUCACGGGAGACUUUUUGCUUCCGGUUCGUCCACCUGUUCCAAGCCCAUCCACAAGCUUGACUUCCCUGCUUUUGAGUGGCCGCACGCUGAAUACCCAUACUAUGCGUUCCCCUUGGCCGAGAACGAGGCUGCCAACCGUGCCGAGGACGACCGCUGUUUAAAAAUUGUGGAAGACCUCAUCACAUCAUGGCCUACUCCCGUGGCAGCUUUGAUCGUCGAACCCAUUCAAUCUGAGGGUGGCGACAACCAUGCUUCCACUUACUUCUUGCAGAAGCUGAGAGAUUUGACUUUGAAGCACGGUGUUGUGUAUAUCAUCGAUGAGGUCCAAACAGGUGUCGGUGCCACAGGUAAGGCUUGGUGCCACGAAUGGGCCGACAUUCAACCACCAGUUGAUCUGGUCACCUUUUCCAAAAAAUUUCAAAGUGCUGGCUACUUUUUUCAUGACCCACUAUUUGUACCUAAUCAGCCUUACAGACAAUUCAACACCUGGUGUGGUGAGCCAGCCCGUAUGAUUAUUGCCGGUGCCAUUGCGCAGGAGGUUACCGAUAAGAAUCUGAUCCAGCAGGUAUCUCGUGUCGGCGACUACCUUUUUGGCAAGCUGGAACAGCUCCAAUCUCAGAACCCUGAUAAAUUUCAGAGAUUGAGAGGUCAACACAGAGGCACAUUCAUUGCUUGGGACUUACCAUCGUCUGCCCAGAGAGAUGCCUUGCUCAAGUCUUUAAAACAGAAAGGAUGCAACGUCGGUGGGUGCGCUGAGAAAUCUGUCAGGCUCAGACCAACGCUUACUUUUGAAGAGAAGCAUGCUGACAUUCUCUUGGAAGCACUCACUCAGGCAGUUGCUGAACUAGAGAAUUGA